Messenger RNA from Rhizophagus irregularis DAOM 181602=DAOM 197198, 2136 nucleotides. RefSeq lists its product as uncharacterized. The record is from RefSeq and is a predicted model, not a curated record. NCBI's taxonomy places the organism in Eukaryota, Fungi, Glomeromycota, Glomeromycetes, Glomerales, Glomeraceae.
AUGGAUAAUAUGGAACAAAAUUCAAAUCGCACUUUUAUUCAUGAUUAUCCAAAUAGCAAUAUAAUUACUACCAUCUAUUAUGAAAGUGGUAGCAAAUCUCAUUCGAGAAAGUACAUUAUUCAUUCGUUAGGUAUUUAUCCUUCCAAUGUAAAAAAAACAAAGAGAACAUCAAAAAAUUGCCCUGAAUAUGAAAUACCAGAUAAUUAUAAAGUUGAAACAACUUUAGAAGGGUAUGACAUUAUUUGUGAAACAAAUUAUUCAUCUAAUGGGACGGUAAAGUUUAUACUUAACUGGAAAGAUUCACAAGGUAUUGAUCGAUAUAUCUCAAAUAAUAAUUCUGCAUCGGGUGUUGGCAAAGACUUUUUAAUGCUAUUAAAUAAAAAAACUCGUAUUUCUGGAACUAUUCUAUUUGGUUUUGAUAUUCCUUGUUUAAUUGAAGCACAAAAAUCUAUUUUGAUACCUAUCAAUUGUAAAAAUUCUUUCACUGCUCUUACAUCACGUUCACAACAAAACAAGCGUAUAAAAUUACUAGCUAAAGAUAUUGAAAGGGCAUCACAAAUAAUUUUAAAACAACAAAAUUUUGAUAACACAAAAAUUCGAUAUAUUGAACUUGAAAUUGGUGAUGAAAUAGUUGGGAUUGAUCUAUCAAAAGUUAAUUUAGAUUUUACUAGAAUUCGUCAGGAUGCGGUUGUUUGUGCAUGUGAUGAAGCACUAAUACCAAGAGAUGGGUAUAGACAUUUGGCAGCUAUUAGUCCAAAUCUUGAAAGAGAAUAUCAAAUUAGUAAUAGGCGAAAUGAAAUUUCUAAAUAUAUGGAAACAAUCAUUCCAAUUUAUAAUUGUAAAAUAGAAUUAGAUAAUGUACAAAAUAAUUCUAAUAAUUCUUCUAAUAAUUUUUCUAAUAAUAAUUCUGUAAAUUCUAAUUUUUCUUUAACUAAUGAUCAAAGUGGAAUUUGUUCUUAUCGUUCUAUUAAAGAUUUAUUAAAUACUUUGAUACCAAUUUGGAAAAAAAAAUCAAUUUUAAAUAUUGGCGAUAAUAUUAAAUUAAAAUUUGGUGGUGACGGUCAUAUAGUUACAAAUAAAUAUUCUCACGUUAUGUUUACAAUGUGCUUACUUAAUGAAGGAGAUGAAGUAUUAAAACCUGAUAAACAAUAUUGUAUCCUAUUAUACAUAGGUAAAGAACAAUAUGAAAAACUUUCUAUUGCGGUCUCAAAAUUCAGUAAUGAAUUAGAUUCUUUAAAAAGUGCUGGAUUUAUUGACCAAGAUAACAUUACAUGGAGCAUUGAAUUUUACUUUAGUGGGGAUUGGAAAUUUAUGGCUCUCGUUAAAGGAUUAAAAGCAGCAAAUUCAAAAUAUUUUUGUUUAUUUUGUGAAUGCCCAAAAGAUUCACGUGGAAACUUAAAUUUACAAUGGAAUAUUUCAGAAAAUAAGAAAGGUAUUGAACAUCCAAGUCUUUUUCCAAUAAUCGAACUUGAUCAUUGGAUCCCUGACGAAUUACAUGUCAUGUUAAGAAUAACUGAUGUUUUAAUGGAUUGUCUAUUCCGAGAUUUAAUGAUCGAUUUAAAUGAAUUUAAAAAGGCUAUCAAAAUUUUAAUUGAAAAGGAAAUGCAAAGAAUUGGUUUGACAUAUUUCCAGUUUUUUGAAUCAAAAUCCAAAGGAAAGUCUUGGGAUUGGACAUCUUUGACUGGACCUGAUAAAUUGAUAAUGUUACAAUAUUUUGACGAUUCAUUUACUGAUGCUGAAAUUGACUCUUUUGAGGUUAAUGCGAAAAAUUGGAUCAAGUUGUUUUGUGAACCUACUAUCGGAAAAUCAAAUUCUAUCAAUCAAAAGAGAGGCAUGUUUAAUCCUACUGAUAUAACUCCAUAUAUGCAUAUUUUUGUAUUUCAUAUUCCAGAAUUUUUAAGGAAAUUACAACAUAAAGGAUUAAAUAUGAGACAGUUUUCUACUUCAAGUAUAGAAAAGAAAAAUCAUUUACAUGUGAAAUUAUUUUUUGGGGGGACAACUAUGGGAGGAGGAAAUAAUAACAACAAUCAUUCCGUUUUACAUGAUAUCAUGUCGUUUGAAAAUAGACAAUUAUACUACUUAAUUAAUGAUACACCCCGAUGUAUUAAACAAAGAAUCAUCCGUUCAAAUCCUUGA